Messenger RNA from Cylindrotheca closterium, 1278 nucleotides. Lineage: Eukaryota; Bacillariophyta; Bacillariophyceae; Bacillariales; Bacillariaceae. The record is from the annotation of a GenBank genome assembly.
AUGCAGUUGACCACGAAAGUCCAACAGCUAUUCUUGUUUCUUGCCGUCAUUAAUGGCGAAAUAUCCUGCUCUCAUGGAACGGCGGUAGCUGCGCCCCCUGUUGCAGUACAGAAGACAGAGGGAGGAAAUCCAGUUGGUCAGCUUGUUGGAUAUGUGAAGGAUUCCGUUGUCCGCACUGUCGACGGAACAAAGGAAAUGUGGUCCAACCACGGACGCUGUAAAGAAAUACGAGGGAAACAAAAAGAACAUAGGGAGAAGUUGAAGAAGGAAUGGGAAUUCGAACUUGAACUUUCUCCUCAGGAGUUGAAGAAGAAGCUUCAAACCGUAAACGGUGGAAUCACAUAUGAUGAAUUCACCUUCCUCAGUAAAGGAAAGGAAGAUCGUGGUAAACUUAUGAACAUGGUUUUUAUGAUGUGGGGAGCACCCCGUUUCUUUCCGUAUGCCCUUAUGUUCUAUCCCGAUAUCCUUCCAGCUCCAUUCCAACCGCUUGCUAGUGGAUUGGCGAAAGAGACAAAGUGGCAGAAAGCUUCACGGCAACGAACUCAUUGUGUGAUUCAAACACUCCUGUCACUUGAAAAAGAAGCACACGAAACUCCUGCCUUGGCAAAGCUGAACAUUUUUGGCAAGAAGAAGCAACAACGAACGAUGGAGACGAUCGGAAGACUAGGUUUUACCAUUGGUGCGAUGAUGACUGCUCCUGGGGCAAAAGAUGGUGCUGGAGCGAAGCUGGCUAUGGAUGCCCUAAGCUCUGAGCUGUACAAGGAGGAACCCAUCACCAGAAAAGAGAAACGAUUGGUUGGCGUUCCAGAAUCCGUUGUUCUUGGGCUGACGAAAGCUGUAAACGGUCCAAAUCUAUUUACGUCAUUCCAGCCUAACUUCAUGCGGCGAGGAGCCGUCUUGACUCACAUUCAAAAGAUUACGGAGGCUGACAAGUUCUUGGUCAACGAGGAUGUAGAUCUUGAUGUUUUAUCGACUGCGACCCUUCUUGAGGCUUGCACAGAACGGAUGAUUGGAGGUCCUGGGCGGUCGAAGGAGGAAUUGCAAAAGGGUCUCUCGGACUGGCUGAAUUUGUCCGUGGUGGAGCCAUCAAACAGAAUCGCGACAUCGGGGGAAGAAUUCAACGAAAACUUUGCCAGGGCUGCUCUUUUGUGCUACUAUGCGCUUGAUGGGGCUCGAGAUGCAAGAUCUUCGUCUGCUUUACCCCGUCUUCUUUUCCGUGGCCAGCAAGAAUCAGCCAAAUUGGAUGAUUCUGAAGGAAAGAAACGUUGGAUGCGAUAG